Molecule: messenger RNA, 1617 nt
Organism: Cheilinus undulatus (humphead wrasse)
Lineage: Eukaryota; Metazoa; Chordata; Actinopteri; Labriformes; Labridae
Gene: tyrp1b
Product: tyrosinase-related protein 1b
Exons: 8
Biological process (GO): melanosome organization; melanocyte differentiation
Cellular component (GO): melanosome
Molecular function (GO): oxidoreductase activity
Source: RefSeq, a predicted model, not a curated record
AUGUGGAGAGCGGGUCUCCUGGUGGUGAUCCUGUGUACACCACUGACGCUGGCCCAGUUUCCCCGAGUGUGUAUAACCCCUGAGGUGUUGCUGAGUGGACAGUGCUGCCCAUCUCCUACUGGUGUGGUGGGGGACGAAUGUGGCUUCAGAUCAGGAAGGGGGCAGUGUGUGGCCAUCACAGCUGACAACAUGCGCUAUGGACCCCAGUACCCCUACGCUGGGCGUGAUGACAGAGAGAUGUGGCCGCUGAGAUUUUUCAACCGUACCUGCCAAUGUAAUGGGAAUUUCAGCGGCUUUGACUGUGGAAGGUGUAAACAUGGGCUUACUGGACCAAACUGUGAUCAGAGGGUCCCUGUGGUGAGGAAAAAUAUCAUGGAACUGAGCCCAGCUGAGAAGCAGAAUUUUGUGAAUGCUUUGGAUCAAGCUAAGAGGACUGUGCACCCUGACCUAGUCAUCAUGACAAGACGAUACCCGGAGGUUUUUGGGCCCAAUGGUAGCACCCCUCAGUUUGAGAACAUUUCUGUUUACAACUUCUUUGUUUGGAGCCACUACUACUCAGUGGGCAACACCUACCUGGGGCCAGGACAGCCAACCUUUGAGGGCAUAGACUUCUCCCACGAGGGACCUGGUUUUGUCACCUGGCACAGAUUUCACCUGCUGCAACUGGAGAAAGACAUGCAGAAUAUGCUGGAUGACCCCUCCUUCGCCCUGCCAUACUGGAACUUUGCCAUCGGAGGCAGCGAGUGUGAUAUCUGCACCGACGACCUGAUGGGAGCUAGGAGCUCUUUUGAUUUGAAUGCCAUCAGCUCUAACUCAGUGUUCUCCCAGUGGAGGGUCGUCUGUGAGAGCGUGGAGGACUACGACACUUUGGGCACCAUCUGCAACAGCUCGGAGACCAAUCCCAUCAGGAGGAAUCCAGCUGGAAACGUGGCGCGACCAAUGGUGCAGAAGCUGCCAGAGCCCAAGGAUGUGUUGGACUGUCUGGAGCUCAAAACCUUUGACACUCCGCCUUUCUACUCCACCUCCUCAGAGAGCUUCAGGAACACUAUUGAAGGCUACAGUGCUCCCCAGGGCACAUAUGACCCAGUGAUCCGCAGCCUUCAUAACCUAGCCCACCUCUUCCUCAAUGGGACAGGAGGACAAACUCACCUCUCACCAAAUGACCCCAUCUUUGUCCUGCUGCACACAUUCACUGAUGCAAUCUUCGAUGAGUGGCUCAGCAGACACCAACCAGAUGGAUAAACCUUAUACUCUUGUGCUGCAGGUCAAGUAGUUUAUCCUGAGGAGAAUGCUCCAAUUGGGCACAACAGGAGAUUCAACAUGGUGCCUUUUUGGCCUCCUGUCACCAAUGCUGAGAUGUUUGUCGUUGCCCCAGCCAACUUGGGAUACUCCUAUGAGGUUGACUGGCCAACUCCUGGCUUCACCCUCUCUGAGAUCAUCACCAUUGCUAUCGUUGGGGCUGUGAUCGUGGUCACAGUGGUGGGCGGCAUCAUUGCCUGUGCCUUACGUGCCCGCUCCUACCGCUCAUCUGAGGCCCUGGAGCCACUGCUGGGGGAGACUUUCCGGCGCUACUCAGAAGAUGACAGGAGGUUGGACAAAUCGCAGUCUGUUGUCUAA